This is a messenger RNA of Anguilla anguilla (European eel), 2550 nucleotides long. RefSeq names its product abhydrolase domain containing 16A, phospholipase (gene abhd16a). Gene Ontology annotation, biological process: monoacylglycerol catabolic process; phosphatidylserine catabolic process. Gene Ontology annotation, molecular function: glycerophospholipase activity; monoacylglycerol lipase activity. The transcript is spliced from 20 exons. Lineage: Eukaryota; Metazoa; Chordata; Actinopteri; Anguilliformes; Anguillidae. The record is from RefSeq and is a predicted model, not a curated record. Gene Ontology annotation, cellular component: endomembrane system. Bases 65 to 1699 code for a protein of 544 amino acids.
CAGCUCAUUUCCGGAUGAAAACGCGUUCCCGCUUGGGCUUCCGUAGCUUCUAACCCUGAGAAGAAUGGCCGGUUGGAUAUGGUUUCGUUGUCUUUUUGGGCCCAAACUUCAGCGAAUUCAUCGCUCACCGGACCAGAACAGACCUGAAGCCCGAACCGCGAGGCGGCAGGGAUGGACAUACCAGCCCAAGAGUCUUGAGAAACACACCGACAGCAUCCUGGGCUGGGCUUCGGUUCUGUGGUCUCUGGGCUACUACAGUUCCCCGCUGCUACUAUGCUACCUCUACCGGAAAGGGUACUUCUGCAGCUCCAAGCUGAUCCCGGUCAGUCAGUAUGUGGGUACGGUGCUGGUCUGCCUGCUGGGAAUUGCCUGUUUGAGAGGCCUGGGUCGCUGGAGGAACCAGGAGUACCUGCAGUUCGUCAGCAUUCUUGAGGAGACCAGGAAGAACCACACCCAUAGCAACAAGAAAAAGCUGGCAUGCUACGACUUCAACUUCUCUCACUGGCCGACAGACUUCAGCUGGACAGAAGUCAGCUCUCCGAAGCAGUCACAAGGGGGCGUGUCCCUGCUGAAGCCGGAACCCAGGCACAGAGGGUCAGCUGACAGCGUGCUCAGCUCCGUGCGAACCCUGCCGUGCCACAUCAUCAGCUACCUGAUCGCUCACUCUUUCGGGAGGAGGAUGCUGUACCCGGGGUCCGUGGGGCUCCUGCAGAAGGCCAUGAGGCCGGUGCUGCAGCAGGGCCAGGCCCGGCUGGUGGAAGAGUUCGAAGGCCAGAGGAACAAGCUGGUGGCCUGUGAUGGAAAUGAGAUCGACACCAUGUUUGUGGAUCACAGGAGAGACGGAGGGGAGAGGGGGAAGACACUGGUCAUCUGUUGCGAGGGAAACGCAGGCUUCUAUGAAGUGGGCUGCAUGAACACUCCUUUAGAGGGCGGAUACUCGGUGCUGGGAUGGAAUCACCCUGGUUUUGGAGGAAGCACAGGAGUGCCUUUCCCCCAGAACGAGGCCAAUGCCAUGGACGUAGUGAUCCAGUUCGCGGUUCAUAAGCUGGGCUUCAAGCUCAAGGACAUUAUUGUGUACGCCUGGUCCAUAGGGGGAUUCACAGCCAGCUGGGCGGUGAUGUCAUACCCAGAGAUCAGGGCCGUGAUUCUGGACGCCUCCUUCGAUGACCUGCUGCCCCUGGCGCUGAAGGUCAUGCCUGACAGCUGGAGGCCUCUGGUGACACACACAGUAAGGCAGUACAUGAACCUCAACAACGCCGAACAGCUCUGCAAGUACCAGGGCCCGGUGCUGUUGAUCAGAAGAACCAAAGAUGAGAUCAUCACCACCACGGGUCCGGAGGACGUCAUGUCCAACAGGGGCAACGACCUGCUGCUCAAACUGCUCCAGUUCAGAUACCCCAAGGUUAUGAACGAGGAGGGUGUGCGGGCAGUUAGAGAGUGGUUGGGAGCAACGAGUCAGCUGGAGGAAGCUUCAGUGUACAGUCAUUAUGAGGUGGAUGAUGAUUGGUGCACGUCAGUGCUGCAGUCCUACCAGACAGACAGAGAGACAUUCUUCCCCUGGAGCGUCGGUGAAGACAUGACUCCUGAGGGGAGACGGCAGCUUGCUCUGUUUCUGGCGCGGAAGUACAUGCGGAAUUUCGACAGCACCCACUGCACCCCUCUCCCCAUCUCCGAAUUCCAGCUACCCUGGAGACUGUAGAGCCAGCUGGAGGAGGAGGAAAAGGAGGAGGAGGGGGGUUGGGCUCAAAAGAGGGAGGUAAACUGAGAGAGAAACCCUGUUGGAAUGGUGCGGGACAGCGGGACCAGCGGAGCAGGAGGCAUGAUGGGAAAUGGAAGGGGGGGAGGGGGGGGCGCUGUCGUUGGGUUUUUAAGAUGUGGCAAGGGCGGCGAGGUCGGUGUUCUCUGUGGGUCGGCAGCUGUCGUCCGGAUUCGUUUUAAUCGCCGGUCUUAUUCAGCAGGUGUGCCCUUUCAUUUUGUCUCUCUCUCCCAUGGGCUGUGUCCUUAGAACAAUCGCAUACAGUUUGCAAAGCUCCACAAAACAAAAGCUAAAAAAAACACUUGUCGGGAGGUGUCAGUGGUGCUCUAGUCCUCCAUGGCCACAGUUAACCUUUCCACAGUUACUCUUUGGAAUGUUGUGACCUCACCAGAGUGCCACAAACCUUUUUUUAUUUUUAACGGUACACAGAACUAGCCUAACAUGCGGGAAAUGUAACGCAAGCUUACUGCGAAUAACGACAGGUGUUCAUCAUACGACAGCUGCAGUUGUGCAUUGUGUAGUUUUAAGCAGGUUUAUUGGUCUGUGCAGCUGCCACUCAGAUCAUACGUUCAUUUACCUGACAACUCCCACUCGAAUGUGAAAGAGAAACCCAAUGCAGCUGAUUUUAAGUGUGCAGCCCACAACCCCCAUCCCCCAUCCCCCCUCCUCCUCUUCUGCACAUUGUCUUUUUCACUUUCUCUAUUUUGUGGACACUGUUAUGAAAAAAAUCUGUAUCCUUAAAGUUAUUCAUGUUAAAUAUAAUGGUAAAUAAAAAUUUGGUUGGAAAAAAUAAA